GGGUUUGGGGCCUUAGCGAGGGUAUUCUGGUGCUGGAGGCCCGGGUCUUGGUGAAGGCCAUCCGUAGGCUCGCCAGGAGUCAGGACUUCAAGCUUCUGGUCCAGAUUCGACGCUUCAACGCUUACGCUCUUGCCCUUGGCAUCGCCCCAUAUUUUAGAUGGAUCCCUUCGGAGUUUAACCAGAGCGAUGCCGGGAGCCGCGAUCACUCGGAAGUCUCGUCCAAAUUGCUAACCGAUGUCCUGGAUCAGCAGGACCUCGCUCCCGCGGCCUCCGCUGGCGACGACGAGGCGGGCGCCGAGGGAGAGGGCGAGUCGAACGGGCCCGACAACGUGGUGAACCGUGCGACGGCGGCUCCGAGGAGAUCUCGCCGCCUCCAGGACUCCCGGCGCCAACGCCACGCGGCCCUCCACACGGACAUGUUCAUGCAGGCCGUUGUCGGGGGGCCCGCGUUGCUGGAGCGUCUGGCGGUGUCUCGCCGGGCGAGGGAACGCUACGCCAAUUAUCUCGAUCGUUCUUAUUCGCGUGCCGACCCGACCAACGACAAGCUUAUGAGGGGCGCGAACGAGGCCGUGGACUGCUGGGCGUGCGACUACUUCAACGCGAUGUACCCGUCCGAGGAGCAGAGCGGCCUGGAGGACCAGACUGGAACUGCCCUGGUGGACCGGCGCCCAGCUUUCGACCAGCGGGGCGGGGGAGCCCCGCCGCGGACGUGGCGAGCGCUGGAGGCGUGGAGACGACGGGCGCCCCCGCGGACCCGCCGAGCACUGCCGUUCGCGGACAAGGGCCUCCCGCUCAUGGCUCUGUUCUUAGCGCCCGAAGUGAGCGGAGACCGGCCAAUGCUGUGGCCUUUCGCGUACCUAGAGCCUUCAGAGGCGGUGCAGCUGGCGGCGGCCGAGGGCGGGGUCGACAGGCUGACCCUGUGCCACCUCCGCCGCUCAGGCCGGUAUGUAGCGGACUUUUUUGCCGGGAGCCGGUGCAUCUCGCGAGCAGGAGAUAAGCUAGGCUUCAG
This is a messenger RNA of Prorocentrum cordatum, 1009 nucleotides long. The record is from the annotation of a GenBank genome assembly. Lineage: Eukaryota; Dinophyceae; Prorocentrales; Prorocentraceae.